Molecule: messenger RNA, 1894 nt
Organism: Prunus dulcis (almond)
Lineage: Eukaryota; Viridiplantae; Streptophyta; Magnoliopsida; Rosales; Rosaceae
Product: transcription factor RF2b-like
Exons: 4
Coding region: 163-1491 (442 amino acids)
Biological process (GO): regulation of DNA-templated transcription
Cellular component (GO): nucleus
Molecular function (GO): DNA-binding transcription factor activity
Source: RefSeq, a predicted model, not a curated record
AAUACAAAAUGAUUGAGAUUGAGAAUACAUAUUUACUAUAUGUUUCUUGCAAGCGAGGUAAAAUUGGAAGAAAACAAAAGAAACAGAGAGAAAGAGAGUGAAUAAUUCCUCGUGACAGAAAGGGAGCGAAACACAUGGGAGGGAGGGACACACAAACCCACAAUGUCCACAGAAACCAGACCAAUGCAAGAUCCACAACAACAUCAAUCCAACCCUAACCCUAAAUUCAUCUCCAUCAACAACGCCAGCUCCAACAAUCCCAACCCCAAAUCCAAUCCAAUCCCUCUCCCCAGAAGCAUUGGCAUUUCCAACAAUGCCAAUGCUUCUGGAGUAGCUGCCACGUCAUCGUCUUCUUCCUCGCUCACAUCAUUGACUUUGACAAUGCUGGGCAAUUCCAACGCCCCUCGACCUUUCAUCCGAGAAGAAGCUGGCGCAGCAGCAGCAGCAGCAGCGGAAGCUGGACCCCACCAUCACAAUAGCCACAGGAGGGCCCACUCGGAGGUGAGCUUCCGGUUGCCUCAGGACAUGAUGGAUCUGUCCGCGCCGGAUCAGUCCAAGGGCGGAUCGUCUACGGCGAGUCUCGAUGAGAUGGGAUCGGAGGAGGACCUCUUCUCCACCUACAUUGACCUCGACAAGCUCGGUGGGUGCAAUUGCUCGGAUCAGAGCGGCGGUGGUAAUAAUGGGCCCAAUGGUGGGCCUGAUGAUGGGUCUGGUGAGCCCAAUGUAAAUGAUGGUGGUGGUGAGGGAGAAGAGAAGAGGUCGUCGAGGCACAGGCAUAGCUGCUCCGUGGAUGGGUCGUCCACGUCAACCGGUGUGUUUGGGGAGGUCAUGGAGGCCAAGAAGGCCAUGCCUCCUGAUAAGCUCGCUGAGCUCUGGAACCUUGAUCCCAAACGCGCCAAAAGGAUACUGGCAAAUAGGCAGUCUGCUGCUCGCUCAAAAGAAAGGAAGGCUCGCUAUAUACAAGAACUUGAACGCAAAGUUCAGACCCUUCAAACAGAAGCCACCACUCUCUCUGCCCAACUCACAUUAUUCCAGAGAGAUACAACAGGUCUGAGUACUGAAAACACAGAGCUUAAGCUUCGGUUACAAGCUAUGGAGCAACAAGCUCAGUUGCGUGAUGCACUAAAUGAAGCACUGAAGAAGGAGGUCGAGAGGCUCAAGAUUGCCACAGGGGAGAUGAUGAGUCCUUCUGAAUCAUUCAAUUUGGGAAUGCACCAGAUGCCAUACAACCAUCCAUCAGCUUAUUUUCCACUUCAACAACAACCCGGACCUGCUGGUCACCAGAACAUGCAGAUGCCACAAUUCAAUCAUUCCCAGUCUAAUAUGCCAACCCAUCAUCUGCAUCAAUCAAAUUCUCAUACUUUUUCAGAUAUUAUGCAGAACGGACCUGUUGGUCAGUUACAGGGGCUUGACAUCGGUACCAAAGGAGCACCUCUCGUGAAGUCGGAAGGCCCCUCGCUUUCUGCAAGUGGAAGUAGUACCACUUUUUGACACAACAAGCUGGCUGCUGAUCUUCUGACCUGUCCAUGGCACGGUAUCUGGUAGAUUGUUCAUAGAUUGACAUCCGAUCAUUUAGAGAGGCUACCCUAUAUUUAUUUUAUUAUUUAUUAAAUUUGUGUCGAGGAUUCAUUCUUAAUUGUUUAUUCUUAGGGCUGUGUUCCCCAAAAAGGGGAAGCACCCUUUUCAUCAGUCUGUUCAAUAUUUGAAUUUUUGGUUUUAUGGGUGGGUGCUAGAAAAUCUGGGAAUGGAAUGUGAUUCCCAUGGGCAUAUAGGGAAUGCUAUCGGGACAGCAGCAUUCUCUUUCCUUUGUAUCUUGUUUUGUUUAAUACCUUGUAAACUUUGUGCACUACUGUGAUUGUUCUAUCUCAUGAAAUACAAAUGCCCUUGUUGUCCG